Molecule: messenger RNA, 2364 nt
Organism: Beta vulgaris subsp. vulgaris (sugar beet)
Lineage: Eukaryota; Viridiplantae; Streptophyta; Magnoliopsida; Caryophyllales; Amaranthaceae
Exons: 4
Coding region: 185-2221 (678 amino acids)
Source: RefSeq, a predicted model, not a curated record
UUUAAUAAGUUGCCCGGACCCCUCGGCUGUGCCUGAGGCGCUUUCCCUCCCAAGUACUCCUUCGCAAGCCGAGGAGGAGGAGGCCGAGGGUACCAUCCCCCUACCCUGGGAGGUGUCCCUGGCCUAUCCUUCUUCGAGGAGUUACUUAGACAAGUAUUUGUCUGAUGGUGUAGUUAGGAUAGCUAUGCCGGGAGAGGAAGGCGAAGCUUCUACAUCGGGUCGGCUCGCGUAUCCUGAGAUCGACCCCAAAGGCGGUCCGGGAGCAAAAUUUCCACUUCCUUCUUUAAUAAAGGCCUUAAUGGAGGAUGCCCGAGGCCAAGCAGCAAAAUUUCAGAUAAAGGACCCUUAUCUGCUGGUCCGACCUGAUGCGAGCCAUACCAUCUUGUCUCCUCCGCCCGGGUGCACGGCGUUUUACUAUAAGGCCAUGGAACUAGGCCUAAGAUUCCCGCUGACCCAAUUUGAGAAAGGCAUCCUGAACGCCUAUAACCUUUGCUUGGGUCAGCUCUCCCCAAAUUCUUGGGGCGGGAUCUUAGCGGUUCAGGUGAUCUGUAACAUCAUCGGUGUCAAGCCGACCCUGACCCUUUGGCGGCAUAUGUAUAAAUUGUUCGAGAUGCCAGCCGGGGAUCAUGGUCCGGGCUGGUGGUGCUUUCAGGCUCGGCGGGGCUACCGCACAGUUCUUGAUCUCCCCACUUCUCAGAAGGGGUUCCGCCGGGGAUUCGCCUUUGUGUACCAUGGUGGGGAAUGGGGCAUCCCCACCGUGCCCCCGUCAUCCGAGCCAAACCAUUGUUUGAACUUCAAGGUGCCGGAGCUAUCCGACGAGGAAGCCGUGGCCGCUAUCUACUUUCAGCUGGAGGCUAAGAUAGUCGACGGUGGCGAGGUGUUUGUAGCGGGGAACUGGCUCCCGAGCUGCAAACAGUUCAAGAACGAGCACUUCCUGGCGGCCUUCGGCUUGAGUCCGGCCUUUCCCAAGGAAGCAUCCCUAGCCUUCCUUAAGGAGACCGACUCGGAGAUGGCCGAACGAUUGACUUCCGCUGCGCUGAAGGCGGCUCGGAUUAGGGCCGAGAUGAAGGCCAACAAAAUUAACAAGCCUUCUAAGCCAAAGGAUCCUUCCAACCCUAAGCCGAGGAAGCGCAAGGAGCGCACUGAGGAGAGGGUGGAGAUGACGGAGAAGGCCUUGGCGAAGGCCCGAGCCGAAACGGAGGCCUCGGCCAAGAAGGCGAGGCAAGAUCCUUCCGCGGAGGUGAACAGUCCCCGACCCGACUCUGAAAGGGGGGACACCCACAUUUCGUUUCACCCCUCGGACUUUGAGCCUGUCCGGAGUCAGGGGCAUGUUCAGGGGACCUCCAACCCUUCUCUGGCCGAGCGUUCUCUGUCCGAGGCGCCCGUCCCUUUCACUCAAAUGUCCAAGACGGACAAGAAGAAGAGGAUUUCCGACGCGCUGGAGAUCCUGUGCACUCAAACCGACCGAGACCAUAUUAAUGAAGUCAACGGGAGGAAUGAGUCGAGCGAGCUUUUCCGCUCUUGGAUGGACUUUUCCAUCCGUAUGACUAAAGUGGCCGAAGACCGGCUCGCUUUGGUCCAAGAAAUCCAGGAGCUGAGGGACGCGGCUCGGUCCCACUUUGACGAGCUGUACGACAACGAGGACAAAAGAUUGGCCGAGCUCCGCAAGGAAGAGGCGGAGGAGAAGAUUCGGAAGGGCGAGGAGGCCUGGCAAAAAGAGCAGCUGGAGUGGAAAGAAGAGAGAGCCAACCUCUCCUUGGCUAAGGAGAAUGCUGAGUCGGCCAGGGUCACGGCCGAAACUAAGCAGGCUCAGGCCGAGAAGGAGUUGGAAGAAGUCAAGCUCCAGCUCUCUGCGGCUGAAGCUCAAUUGAAGGAAGCCGAAGCGGCCGUUUCUCGCUCUCAGGAGGAGUGGUUCAAAGUCUGGCAGGGAUCGGACGACUGUACCGAUUUCUGUGCCGACGUGGGCCAGUCUUCCCAUAAGAUGGGCGAGGACGAGGCGCUUGCUAGGCUUAAGGUAGCCUUGGUUGAUUCCUGUCCCGAGGCCGACUGGAAUUCAGUCUGGUCUCGCUACCAGGAGUUGGCCGAUGCCGAGGCAGCUGAGAUUAAGGCCAAGAUGGCUGAAGAGAUGAGCUCGGACAGCGACUCUGAUGAUGAAGAAGAGGAUGCUGGUAGCACCGAGCCACCUCCACCAGAGCAACCUGCCGCCGGUCCUUCUACUUAGCUUUCUCAGGAUUUUCAUUUUCUUAGCCUUGGCCUUGUCGGCCUUCUAGCUUUUCUAUUCUUGCCUCGCUUUUUGUAUUUUUGUAAACUCUUGGUUGUAUUUUUCAACUUUUCAUCAAUUGGAAUACAACUACUAUUUUGCAA